GGGGUUUUUUCACGGCACCUUUUAUGGAACUAGUGUUAAAUGACACUGAGUAGAAACUUUGACUUUGUCAUUUUUCUUGUGAUUCGGAAUCUAUCAUCUGCGGACUUCUCGCUGACUUUUUGCGGUUAACUGUCUGUUGCUUUCGUGAACCUGAAUCCUUAGCUCCUCGGAUCUAAUCUCUAUUUCAUCAGUUCAGUUCUAUUUGUGUUGAUCCUCACCCGCUUACAUUUGAUCAAUCUCUUCUUGCCUGCCCAGUAUCACGAGGCUUAUUCUCCAUCUGCGGGAUCCGUAACCCCCGAAUGACUUGGAAUCUUGGUCAUGCUCGCUUUUUCUGCCCACUUGUUGCUUUUGCUGUAAAACUAGUCCCCACCCAUUAGCAUCGCUGCUGUAUCUCGAGGGAACUGUGUUUCAUCUCUGGCACCCUCUUUACCCUGUGGAUUCCUACGCUUGGCUUUUAAAUGCCUUUUAUCAAGAAUUCCAAUGUACUGGAUGCAGUACCGAAUGAACUCCCAGGUGAAAACAUUAUGUCAACCAUAGAGAGCGUCCUUAUAGAACCAUAUGAGUAUCUCGCCAAAAACGCGGGCAAAGAGAUAAGGGAUGAACUAAUUUUUGCCUUUAAUCACUGGCUCCAAGUACCUGAAAAGUAUAUAAAUGUUAUUUCGGACAUCGUGCGUAUGCUGCAUAAUGCCAGUUUGAUUAUUGACGAUAUCGAAGAUCAGUCAAACCUCCGACGUGGCAAACCUGCUGCUCAUUGUGUUUUUGGAACAGCAUCCUCACUGAAUUCGGCAAAUUACGUUUACUUUCUGGCUCUUAACAAACUGAAUGAACUUAACCAUCCGGAUGCGGUGUCCAUUUUUACGGAACAAAUGUUGGAACUGCAUCGUGGCCAAGGUAUGGAUAUCUUCUGGCGCUCCUAUUUUCGUUGCCCUUCUGAAUCUGAAUAUAAAGCGAUGGCGAUACGAAAAACUGGUGGCCUGUUUGGAUUAGGUCUGCGUUUGAUGCAACUAUUCUCUGAAAACAAGACUGACUUCAGUGAGCUUCUGGAGUAUCUAGGACUCAUAUUUCAAAUUCGUGACGAUUAUGCCAACCUGGUGGACACUUCAUACCACAAGUCUAAAACAUAUGCCGAUGACCUAACGGAAGGAAAAUUUAGUUUCCCAAUUGUCUACUCCAUCCAAUCAUUUCCACAAGACAACCAAGUGUCAAGUAUUCUCUUUCAACGCACAAGUAACUUUUCGGUAAAGCAACAGUGUGUGAGACACAUGGCUGAACUGGGUGCUCUUGAUUACACAGUGAGCACAUUGUUUUCGCUGGAACAGAAGUCCUACAACUUGUCAUUAUUGUUCGAGAGCCACCACUUUGAAUUUGCCCAUUCACGAGAUUUCGGGAUAAGUUGCUUGGUGUUCUGUUUUAUCAUGUUUGAAAAUUUCAUUUUAUUCUCAUACUUUGUGGUUUAAGCUAUUUAACCUCUUUUUGUUCAUUCACAGGUGCUACGAGUUAAUCGCAAAACACGGAGGAAACACCCAUCUGUCUGAAUUUUUGAAAAGACUUGGUCAAGUUUAUCGAACACCUGAAGGCCAGCUACGAAAGCAUCAGCCGAAUGAUUUUUGUCACACAAACCACUUAAAUGAAACAUUAUCUUGACCCCUUCCUUUGCAUAGUUUCAUAUAUUGUUUAUUUUCGAAACCGAGUGUCAUAUCCGUUCCUCAGUGGAUUGCGCCAUUUGCAAAAUCAUGUGACCAUCUUUUUCACCGUGUUGAUUUUACUUUUCGCAAAUAAAAACCAAAUUACAGUUCAUUUUCCUUUGAUUGAAGCUCAACUCGUUAGCGAUGUUGUUUCUCCUUCUAGCGUAAUCUCACUUCGCGUAAUCUUUCCACGUGUACUGAUUUAUUUUUAACCAGCAUUACAUAUCUUUUAUUGAUUC
Molecule: messenger RNA, 1924 nt
Organism: Dicrocoelium dendriticum
Lineage: Eukaryota; Metazoa; Platyhelminthes; Trematoda; Plagiorchiida; Dicrocoeliidae
Source: the annotation of a GenBank genome assembly